Messenger RNA from Olea europaea var. sylvestris, 2478 nucleotides. Its product is annotated as zinc finger MYM-type protein 1-like. Gene Ontology annotation, molecular function: protein dimerization activity. NCBI's taxonomy places the organism in Eukaryota, Viridiplantae, Streptophyta, Magnoliopsida, Lamiales, Oleaceae. The coding region runs from base 1 to 2478 and encodes 825 amino acids. The transcript has a single exon. The record is from RefSeq and is a predicted model, not a curated record.
AUGUUGAGAUAUUUUAAAAGGGUAUCUCAAAUAUCUAAUGAAGAAAAUGUUGAGGCAAAGAAACAACGCAUUGAGGAAAUUUCUAUCGAAGAAAAUGUCGAGGCAAAGGAAGCCAGUGGUAAGGAUGCUACUGUUGGAGAAAAUGAUAAAGCAAAGGAAGCAAGUAUUGAUGACACUAAUUUUCAAGAAAAUGAUGAGGUAAAGAAAGCAAGUAUUGAGCAUAUUGAUGUUGCACAACUUCCCACGGAUCCCGGAUUAAGAACUCCAAUAUUGGAUUAUAAUGUUAAUCUUCGAGAUCAAAUAAGAAGAGCAUGCUUGCAGAGAGGUCCGUGUCAACCUCGGAGUCAUGUGUUUCCACGUAAAAAAUCAAGGCGAUUCAUUCCUGCUUGGUUCAAUGAAUAUUCUGAUUGGUUAGAAUAUAGUAUAAGUAAAAAUACUGCAUUUUGCUUAUACUGUUAUCUUUUCGGACCAAACAAUGGGGAACAAGGAGGUGGUGAUGCUUUUGUAAAAGAAGGGUUCCAUAAUUUUAAAAAGAAGGAUAGACUUGGAGUUCAUGUUGGAGAUGUCCAUAGUGCACACAAUCAAGCCCGAAGAAACUGUGAAGCCUUGAUGAAUCAAGAGCAACAUAUUGAGACAGUUUUAUUCAAGCAGUCAAAAAGAGCACGGAGUGCAUAUCGAAUUCGUUUGAAUGCAUCAAUUGAUUGUAUACGACUUCUUUUACGUCAAGGACUAGCUUUUCGUGGUCAUGAUGAGUGUGAAGAGUCAAAUAAUCAAGGUAACUUUCUUGAACAAUUGAAAUUUCUAGCUGAUCAUAAUGAAAAGAUUAAAGCUGUCACUUUGAAAAAUGCUCCAAAAAAUCACAAACUAACAUCACCAAAAAUUCAGAAGGAUAUUGUAAGUGCUGGAGCUAUUGAAAUGAUUGAUGUUAUCAUCAAAGAUAUUGAUGAUACAUUCUUUUCAAUUUUAGUUGAUGAAUCUCAAGAUAUCUCAGUGAAGGAGCAAAUGUCUGUUGUUUUAUGUUAUGUUGAUAAGACAAGACAUGUGGUUGAACGUUUUAUUGGAAUUGAACAUGUUUCCAGUACUACAGCUCUAUCAUUUAAAGCGGCUAUAGAUAAAUUAUUUUCAAGAUAUGGGUUGAGUAUAUCCAGAUUGCGAGGUCAAGGUUAUGAUGGGGCGAGUAAUAUGCAAGGUGAGUUCAAAGGUCUUAAAACACUUAUUUUGAAAGAGAAUCCAAGUGCCUUUUAUGUUCAUUGUUUUGCUCAUCAACUUCAAUUAGCUCUUGUAGCUAUGGCAAAGAAGCAUAAGAAAAUCCCAAAACUCUUUAAUUUGGUUUCUAGCAUGGUGAAUAUUGUUGGAGCUUCUUCUAAACGUUGUGAUAUUCUCCGAGAGAAACAAGAAGCCAUAAUUUCUGAAGCACUCAUUAAUGGUGAGAUUUCAAGUGGGCGAGGUCUUAAUCAACAAAGUACUAUUGCACGUUUUGGUGAUACACGUUGGGGAUCGCAUUAUCGUACUUUGGUUAGUUUGAUAUUGAUGUUCUCACCUAUAAUUGAUGUCAUUGAAAUGAUUUCAAUUGAUGGAUCAACCCGUGAACAAAGAUGUGAUGCUGAUAAUUUAUUGGACUCAAUGCAGUCAUUUGAGUUUGUGUUUAAUUUACACCUCAUGAGAACUAUCUUAGGAAUUUCCAAUGAAUUGUCUAUGGCAUUACAAAGAAAAGAUCAGGAUAUCGUAAAUGCCAUGAGUUUAGUGACAGUAUGCAAACAAAGACUCCAAGAAAUGAGGGACAAUGAGUGGGAUUCCUUUUUGGAUGAAGUCAUUUCUUUUUGUCAAAAGCAUAAUAUUGAUGUUCCUGAUAUGGAUAGUGUGUUUGUACGCCCAGGUCGCUCACGGCGUAAUACUGAAGAAAUGACAAAUUUUCAUCGCUUUCGUGUGGAUUUAUUUUAUUCUGUCAUUGAUAUGCAACUUCAAGAAUUGAAUGAUCGUUUUUCUGAGGUAAGUACAGAGUUACUUCUUUGUUUAGCAUGUUUAUGCCCCGAUGAUUCAUUCUCUGCUUUUGACAAGGAUAAAUUAAUUCGUCUUGCUAAGUAUUAUCCUAAAGAUUUUUCAAAGAUACAGCUCAUGACACUUGAUGAUCAGCUUCGAAACUACAUUGUUGAUAUGCGCUCUAACAAGGAGUUCAGAGAAUUGAAGGGACUUAGUGAACUUGCAUUGAAGUUGGUUGAGACCAAAAGAAAUAAAGUGUAUCCAUUAGUUUACAUGCUUGUGACUUUAGGAUUAACUCUUCCAGUUGCUACUGCUUCAGUUGAAAGAGUAUUUUCGGCUAUGAACAUUGCGAAGAAUCGAUUGCGUAAUCAAAUUGGAGACCAGUGGAUGAAUGAUAGCUUAGUUGUGUAUGUGGAAAAAGAUGUAUUUAACGAAAUUGAUAACAAGACUAUUAUACGGCGUUUUCAAAGUAUGAGAAGCCGUAAGGAACAAUUGUAA